UUUAUUGCUUUGAGACUUAAGAUCAAAGGUUUGAAAAAGUGAAUUUGGGAAUUAAAUGGACUAUUGACUAUGAUGACUACUAAAACUGGAACUUAUAGACCUUCGGCUAGCCUUAUGGUAGCCGCCAAAGAGGAUUCUUUAGAGGACUACGACUACAGAUUAUUGUUGAUCAAACGAACUGAAGGAACUUCCUAUGCAUUGAACCAUUGCGUCUUUCCUGGCGGCGUAUUCGAUCCCAUAGAGGAUCAAUCUGCGAAAUGGAUUACUUUUUUCAAAUCCCUUGGGGUGACCGAUGAACAAUUAAAAAUGUGUAAUCACAGUCAGGAUUCUCCAAGGCCGGAGUUUCUAUCCGGUGGUGACCAUUUUUCAAGGGACAUUGCACUGCGACUGACUGCGCUCAGGGAAACCUUUGAAGAGGUGGGAAUCUUGAUUUGCACAGAACAGUGUGACAUACAAAACUGGGAUUCUAAAUCAGAUCAUCCUAGAACCUUGCUUUUCGAGCCAAGCGAACGUUCCGAAUGGCAAUAUCGGGUUCACAAUGAUGCCUCACAGUUCCUGGAACUCUUUCGGCACCAUAAAGUCAUUCCCAAUAUCUGGUCUCUUCAAGAAUGGUCCAUUUGGAGGACAGCAGCCACUGCCAAUCGGAGCUAUGACACUGUUUAUUAUAUCACCAUGUUGGAUGAGCACACCAGGAAUAUAAAGCUGCUUCUGGAACCGCACGAGGUGGCUUCGGCCCACUGGAUGAGUCCGACCGAGGCUUGGUCGAGCUCCCAGAAAGGAAUUAUUUGGCUCCCGUUCAUGCUGCUCUAUGACAUCGCUCGUCUGAUGAACUUCUAUAACUUUCAGGAGCUUCUCAACUUCUCCCGCCAAAGGAGCUGCAAUGGAAGCACAUUGGUGCAGCCCGUCUACUAUCGCUGCGAUGACUGCAUGUUUGGAGUUCUUCCUGGUGAUGAGCUCUAUCCCAAAGAGCCAGGCGCUUGUACACAAACAAUUGUCUUGUCGGGAUCGGUGGACGACCUUCAUCGAAAGGCCAAGCAAUACAAUCGCUAUAUCGUCUACGACUUCCACAAGGUCGUACUGGCUUCCAAUGUACCGCCUGGCGAUGGACAUCUGCCACUGCAGCCUCUCGUCAAUAACAAGAUAGCCAAGUUGUAGUAAAAG
Messenger RNA from Drosophila mauritiana, 1161 nucleotides. Its product is annotated as nucleoside diphosphate-linked moiety X motif 19. Gene Ontology annotation, cellular component: mitochondrion. The transcript has 2 exons. The record is from RefSeq and is a predicted model, not a curated record. Lineage: Eukaryota; Metazoa; Arthropoda; Insecta; Diptera; Drosophilidae. The coding region runs from base 70 to 1155 and encodes 361 amino acids. Gene Ontology annotation, molecular function: hydrolase activity, acting on acid anhydrides, in phosphorus-containing anhydrides.